Sclerotinia sclerotiorum 1980 UF-70 is the source of this 1530-nucleotide messenger RNA. RefSeq lists its product as hypothetical. The transcript has 4 exons. Lineage: Eukaryota; Fungi; Ascomycota; Leotiomycetes; Helotiales; Sclerotiniaceae. Gene Ontology annotation, cellular component: cytosol. The coding region runs from base 1 to 1530 and encodes 509 amino acids. The record is from RefSeq and is a predicted model, not a curated record. Gene Ontology annotation, molecular function: glutathione synthase activity; glutathione binding; ATP binding. Gene Ontology annotation, biological process: glutathione biosynthetic process.
AUGACAUCUUCAUACCCUCCUGAGAUUUCAGCCGAAGAGUCCCAACAACUUCUAGUGACCAUCAAAGAUUGGUCCAUAGCUCAUGGAUUGGCCGUGAGGCCUCCACCAGCAUUGGUCUCUAACCAAGCAGACCCUCAUGGUGUUUUGGCAACCACUGCACCGGUUACUCUAUUCCCAAGUCCCUUUCCUCGAAUAUGCUUUGAGCAAGCCAAAUCAGUGCAGAAGGCUUAUAACAUCUUAUAUGCAUCUAUUGCUCAAGAUGAGUCUUUUCUUGGAGAUAUCGUGCAAGAAAUCAUUGAAGUUGAUGAAUUCAUUGCCGAACUUUGGCGUGUUCACUUGAAGGUCAAGAAUGAGGGUUAUGUUCAGAAUCUUUCUCUUGGUCUCUUUCGAUCCGAUUACAUGGUCCAUCAGGAAACACCGGAAACCACACCUACUAUCAAGCAGGUCGAAUUCAAUACCAUCGCUGCUUCAUUUGGAGGAUUAUCUUUUCAAACUUCUCAAUUGCAUAAAUACUUGUCAUUAAGUGAUUACAGCUUUUCCAAUAAAGAUGUAACCAAAUCAUUAGAUCUUCCAGAGAACACAAGCACUGCAUCAUUAGCUUCAGGGUUGUCACAUGCCUUUGAUUCCUACAAAAAUUAUGCCUCUAAAUCUCAUCACGAUCGCUGCAUAGUUUUCCUGGUUCAGACGCCUGAACGAAAUAUCUUUGAUCAGAGACAUCUUGAAUAUGAGCUGCAAAAGCAGGGUACACCAGUUUUUCGACUAGCAUUCUCCGAUGUUCUUGCCCAUACAACUGUAGCCCAAACCCCAGAAAGAGAACUUUUAUAUUCACCACCAAGCAACCCUUCAAAGAAGUUUGAGGUUGCCGUUGUCUAUCUCCGUGCCGGAUAUGGCCCUCAAGAUUACGCUGACGAAUCGGCUUGGGAAGGUCGUUUCCAAAUAGAACGAUCAAACGCUAUCAAAUGUCCUUCAAUCUUGACCCAAUUAGCUGGAGCCAAGAAAGUCCAACAAGUACUUGCUACACCAAGAGCUCCCUCUACCCCUUCAAUCCUGAACCGCUUCGUUAAAACAAGCGAUGCAGAUCUUGAGAAAUUAGAAGAUACAUUUACAAACAUCUUUCCACUAGAUGAAUCUCCAGCAGGACUCGAAGCGCGCAAAAUCGCUCUAGAUCCAGAACUUUGCAACGGAUAUGUCCUAAAGCCCCAACGAGAAGGCGGAGGUAACAAUAUCUACCGCACCGCAAUCCCCGCAUUCCUCAAAUCCCUCCCUGAAUCCCACUGGAAAUCCUACAUCCUCAUGGAAAUCAUCACUCCACCACCCGUCCACAACAUGAUUCUCCGCCACGGAGCCAUCGAAAAAGGUGGUGUGAUCUGUGAGCUCGGUAUCUACGGAACAUGUCUAUGGGAUCAAAACACCUCGCGAAUUCUCCACAAUGAGGAGGCGGGAUACCUUCUACGAACAAAGGGUGAUAAAAGUGAAGAGGGUGGUGUAGCUGCUGGUUUUGGUUCCAUGGAUAGUGUGGCUCUUAUUUAA